Molecule: messenger RNA, 1574 nt
Organism: Apis laboriosa (Himalayan honeybee)
Lineage: Eukaryota; Metazoa; Arthropoda; Insecta; Hymenoptera; Apidae
Gene: Rab2
Product: ras-related protein Rab-2
Exons: 4
Coding region: 112-756 (214 amino acids)
Cellular component (GO): Golgi apparatus
Molecular function (GO): GTP binding; GTPase activity
Source: RefSeq, a predicted model, not a curated record
GUGACGUCAUGCUGAAGCAGAAGAGAUAAGACAGUCAAAAAAGUGAAGUUCUGUUUUCUAAUAUAUCCGCAUUUUGUGUAGAUAUCUUUGUUUGCUACGUGAUUUCAAAAAAUGUCGUACGCAUACCUUUUCAAGUACAUCAUCAUUGGAGAUACAGGAGUUGGAAAAUCUUGUCUACUUCUACAAUUUACUGAUAAGAGAUUCCAGCCUGUUCAUGACUUAACAAUAGGUGUUGAAUUUGGUGCUCGUAUGAUUACAAUUGAUGGAAAACCAAUCAAACUUCAAAUUUGGGAUACUGCAGGUCAAGAAGCAUUUCGUUCUAUUACACGAUCAUAUUAUCGUGGAGCAGCAGGAGCUUUAUUAGUAUAUGAUAUUACACGUAGAGAAACAUUUAAUCAUUUGACUACUUGGUUAGAAGAUGCAAGACAACAUUCGAAUUCUAAUAUGGUAAUUAUGUUAAUUGGUAAUAAAAGUGAUCUGGAUAAUAGAAGAGAAGUACGAAGAGAAGAAGGUGAAGCUUUUGCAAGAGAACAUGGACUUGUUUUUAUGGAAACUAGUGCCAAAACAGCAAUUAAUGUAGAAGAUGCAUUUAUUAAUACAGCAAAAGUAAUUUAUGAAAAAAUUCAGGAAGGUGUAUUUGACAUAAAUAAUGAGGCAAAUGGUAUCAAGAUUGGGCCACAACAUUCACCAACAAGUCCUAGUGGAUUAGCAGGUACUGGUGGUCAAGGAAAUACGCAAGGUGGUGGGUGCUGCUAGGGGCUGGGGGUUGCCUGUCCACCGCUUCAUCCUUCUCCAAUUUAAAUUAAUCUUUAAUCUUUUUACUCCUGCUCCUCAUUUUAUUCUCAACCAAUUACUUUGUAUAUUUUUUGCGUGUGUCGCAUCAUGAGGUAACAAGUGACUCUAUUGAUGUAUUUAUUAUUUAAAAAAAAAACAUAUACAUACAUUAAAUAGGAAUAUUAUAAGGGAAAAUGUUAUAUAUAUUGCUUAAAUCAUGAAACCUAAUAAAGUUUUAAUUUACAGAUUCUGGCUAAUGUAAAUUUAUUAGUUUUAAAUAAUGUUUCUCAUAUGCUUUGUAUACUUAAUUCAUUUGUAUAGCAAUAUAGUAAUGUUAGAUUUUUAGUUGCAUUCAUAAAAUAGUUGAAGCUUUUAGCAUAUACAGAUAAUUUUAUUUUUAAUGUUAGAAAGAAAUAAAUAAUAUUUUAUCAAUACAUUUCUAUAUUAAAUUUUUAUUUAUCUAUAUUAUCUAUAUAUUUAAAGUUUUAUAAUUCUAGUUAUAAUAUGUUAAAAAUUCGAGGAACAAAUUGAUUACAAAUUGGAUAUUGAUCAAGCGGGAAAGGAUAGGCACUUAUAUUUAAUAUUUUGUAUUUGUUCACAUUGUAUAUUGUAUGUAUUGUGCACUGAUCUGAUUUAAUUUAAUAAUGAAUUACAUUUAAUAUAUAUAUAUAUUUAUUAUAUAUAUAUAAAUCAAAGUGAUUUGUCAAAGAUAUGAUUUACACUUGACUACCUAAAGUGACACCAUGUAUAUGUAUGUAUCAAUGUAUGAAAUGACGAAUAUAUAAAAACAUAUAAAUCAA